This is a messenger RNA of Vigna radiata var. radiata (mung bean), 1595 nucleotides long. RefSeq names its product protein FATTY ACID EXPORT 3, chloroplastic. The record is from RefSeq and is a predicted model, not a curated record. Lineage: Eukaryota; Viridiplantae; Streptophyta; Magnoliopsida; Fabales; Fabaceae. Gene Ontology annotation, cellular component: membrane. The coding region runs from base 245 to 1189 and encodes 314 amino acids. The transcript is spliced from 7 exons.
AUACAGGUGUCACCUUCUCAGGAGUGUAGGACGCAGCACACGAAUCAUCCCUUCCCUCCUUCGCGUCUUGCGUUGUGGGUGGUUUAGGACAUUUCACAAACACCUUCACUCCAAUCUCAUUUUCCAUCGCCAUUACUAUAAAUCUCAUUGCUUUCUUCACAGCUUCCUCUUCCUCGUAGCCUUCGCUUCUCUUCUCUUCAGCUCCACCAUCUUUCCCUCUCCCUCUCUUAGCCUUCCAUUCACCAUGACUUUCACAAUGGAUUCAGUUUCGGUGCUAAACCCUAAACUCGCCCACUCUAAUUUCUCUAUCCCAUUCAACAAGUUUCCCCGUACCUCCAACUUCAACCCCUUACUCAAACCCCGCGCUCUUAACGCCGCUCCACCUAACGCCCUCGCCGCCUCUUUCCUCACCCUCUACCGCCGGAAACCGUUAACCGUCGCUUUCACCGCUUCUCAACAAGAUUCCGAACACGGGGAGAUCGAAGUGGAGAAGGAGCGUGAUGCCCAUGCGGGGUCUGAGGAGUCGCAGGAGGCGUGGAAACAGACGCUGGACACGUUCAGGGAACAGGCGGAGAAGUUUCGGGGCGUAUCUCAGGACGCUUACGAGUUGUACUCGAAGAAGGCCGGUGUCAUUCUGAAGGACACCACGGUGCAGCUGAAGGUGCUGGCGGAUAAGACCAAGCACGAGUUGAGCACCGCCGCGAAGGAGAUCACCGAUGAAGGGAAGGAAUAUUUGUCCGCGGCGGCAGAGAGUUCGCCGGAGGUGAAGGACAUUGUGGACACGUUCACCACGCCAUCAGAUGAUAUCCAUAAGUUGUCUGGACUGAGGGACUUCUAUGUUGGCCUGCCGUAUGGUUUGCUGCUUUCUCUUGGUGGCUUCCUUUCCUUUAUGAUAACAGGUAACCUUGCAGCCAUAAGGUUUGGCGUGAUUUUAGGUGGUGCCCUCCUUGCUUUAAGCAUUUUGAGUCUGAGAUCAUAUAAAAGAGGACGCUCCUCUGCUCUUGCUUUGAAGGGCCAAGCUGCUAUAGCAAGUAUACUGUUUCUGCGGGAGAUAAAGUCGAUAGGCAAAGGAUCCUCUUAUUUCACCGCUCUGAUCAGUGGUGCAGUAGUGGCAUUUUUUAUCUAUAGAAUAGUACUGGAACGUAGUCAACAAAAUGGUACAAACUUGGAAACUGAACCAGGAAACUAGUUCUACGAUGAGUGUAAAAAAUUGAAGAUCGGCGUGAAGAUCAGGUAAAAAUACUGAAGAUCUACUCGAUGAUGGUCAGAAUAAAUUUUGGUGAUAAUUUUUUCAUGGUUUUUCACGGGUUGGGUCAUCAAAGACUAAAAGACCAAAUGUAGCUUGGAGAACGUGAAUAUAAUUUCCCUUGGUAGUUUCAUGUUUAGUAGUGAAUUUUGUGGAAAAUUACUAAUAUUCUAUGUAACCUUGGGAUAUUACUAAAAUCUAGAUAUAUUUAAGCUGCAGAUGGUAGCUUGGAGGGUUACAGAUUCUAAUAUAUACCAGUCAGGAGGCAGAUACUUUAGAUGUGUUUGGAUUAUGCAGAAAGUUUUGAAUUUAUAUGAAAUUAAUUUUGGACUGAGGCCAUCUAGGUUUA